UUCGAAUUUCGAUAUAAUUCUUUUUCCCUUCCUUCAAAUCCAAUCCUCGCAUCACGUCGUUCUUUUUUGUUCCUCUCUCUCUGGACGGAGCCGACGAAGGAAGACGACGGCGAUGGAUCUAUGGGAGAAGGCUAGGGUAUUCGCCGGGGAGGCGGCGAAGCGGUCGCAGGAGCUGACAAUUGGGGCCGCCAAGUUCUCCCAGGAGUUCGUCUCCGAGACCGCCAAGAAGUCCAAGGAGCUCGCUGCUGAGGCCACCAAGAAGGCCGACCUCAUCCGCUCAGAGGCCUUCAGGGCCGCCGACCAGAUCAAGACCCUCGCCGUCGACCUCCCUAGCCUCCCCAUCUCCCCCCUCGUGCCGGGCGGAUCCGCCGUGCUGGACCCGGCCUGGGAUCUCGAGCGGUUCGGCAUCACCGAGGAGCUCAGGGAGUUCGUCAAGGGCAUCACCCUCAGCACUUUCCGUGAUUUCCCCAUGGAAGAUGAACCAGAAAUGUCGGAGGUUCCCACAGUGUCAAAUGUUAGGCAGGAUCUUAAUGAGUGGCAAGCGAGACAUGCUACACUUGUUCUCUCAACAGUUAAGGAAAUCUCCAAGUUUCGAUAUGAUCUAUGCCCACGCUAUAUGAAAGAGAGAAAAUUCUGGCGAAUAUAUUUUAUGCUUGUAAACAAUUAUGUGGCUCCUUAUGAGAAAAAAUAUAUGGAGGAAUUAAAAACAAAGGUGGAACAGAAGCAAAAAGAUAGUGAUAAGGAGAAUACAACUGCUCCACCAGCUACUACAGCAGGAGCAAAAGAAACAAAGUCGCAAAAUAAGACUUCCACCUCAUCAAAUACAGAGCAUGAUUUGGAUAUGUUUCUUCUGGGGGACCUUGGAAGUGAUGAUGAUGGUCCAGAUGAUGGUGCUGACAGUUUUGAUGACGAUUUUGAUAAGAUUGGAAGCAACUCGGGCUUAGAUAGCGGCGAUGAUGAGAGAAAAUCCAAAGCAAUCAAGUAAGGCAGCCAAUGCAGCAGAGCAGCAAACAUCUGUUCGAUGGGAAGGAAACCUCAGCUCCGGUGGCUCAAGAAUUCUUGCCUGGCGACUAGCAGUGCCUCACCGGUGAGAAGCCUGCGGUCCUGUGUAUAUCUCAUUUCAUUAGUUUAUUGUUUCACUUCACGUGGAAUUCAAAUUUAUGCCUGUAGACCAUGUACCUAUUGUUUCGCACCUUUAUGGGCCAAUUGUAAUCUGGCAGAAUGGCAAGACUACGUCGUAUUGUUGAUUGGUGAUAGAUUAGGACUUAAUUUCUUGUACCAGUCUUUCCAAGUAAAAGAUUUCUCGUGUGGUUUUGUUUUCU
Molecule: messenger RNA, 1322 nt
Organism: Phoenix dactylifera (date palm)
Lineage: Eukaryota; Viridiplantae; Streptophyta; Magnoliopsida; Arecales; Arecaceae
Source: RefSeq, a predicted model, not a curated record